UUGGUGCACGUUUUAAAACCCAAAAUUUUGUUCUCCAUUUCUUCGGUGUGGAUUCUAUUUCAUAUGCGAGACAUCUCAAACUUUUACUUGUGGUAGUUUAAUUUUUAGUAGCUUGGUACAUUUUGGUUGUUUAGUCCACCGGGGUGCCCUUUUUUGUGGAUACAAUGGUUGUUUCUUACAGAACCACACCUCAAAAAAAAAGGGAGUAAAAAGACUAAUGAAUACAAAAGGUGGUAGUUGAUUAAUGAUGAAUAUCUCAUAGAUGUAACUUUGGCAUCUCAUAUGUGAGAAGUUUUGCUUGGAGAUAGAAAUUCGACUAAGCCUACACACAUUCAGGUCAUUUCAGAACAGUGUGUACCUUAAAACUGAUGAACAGUUUGAAGAUCAUCAGUUAACCUUGUUCUGAUUUUUGUUUUCCUCCUUUCUUUUUGAUAAGUAACCCUGUUAUGAAGAUUUUCAUCAGAUCUAUUCCGAAUCCUCCAAUGUUUAUCUUAUUAGAUUCGUCUCUAAAGUAGGAUUCUGGUGUUUUUUACACUAACUGGAAAUUUAUCUCAUGGACUAAUCAUUAUAAUUAUCAACAACUGUUAAGUGACACAUCUUUCGCAGAAAUUUAUUAUUCCCCGGUUGAAGUCUUGGAUACGCAAGGUUGUAAUGGAUGAAGAAGAUGAAAAAGGUAUUGUGAAGGGAAAAUCAAGUCUAGCAGAAGAGGCUGCUGUUGCUGAUGUCGCCCGAGCAAGCCAGGAGAUGUUGGCAUCAAAAUCCGAUGAGAAAAGGUAUUUUGAGGAGCUGACAAGCCUGCUAAACUAUCAAGUAGGAGAGAUGAAAUCAAUGACAAAUGCCAUAGAGAAACUGGAAGGGGGAAGUAAUACUUCUGGAAGAAUGCAUGUCAUGGAACUAGAUGAUCCAAGAAUUUCAGUUACUCAAUCUAGGCAACUGUAUUCUAACGGCAAAGUAAAUGGUGAUGCACAUUCAGUGAGAUCUUUUUCGCCACCUGCAUCUGUUGAACCAUCUGCUGCACCCCAUCCAAAGUCUUAAAUGGAGAUGGAGCCCAUCAGCAUAGCCCACUUGUCAAAAGAACAGAUGCUGAAAUACUGCUACAUUAUUAUGUAUUAUAUACAUCAAGGUAAAGCAACGACCCAACAGCAGAAAUCAGGCAAUUUGGCAUCCCAAAGAUAGUGAUAGAUGAUAGCAUUGGUCUUGUGGAAACUUACAGAUGAUUCCCUGUUGGCGUAAAGACAAUACCAAACUUAAACUACAGAACCAGAUAUGAACUUACCCCGGACACACUAAUUAGGUCCUUUGCUGAUAUUGAAGAUCCAAAUAACCGAGCAGCACUCUGCAGCAAUUCAGAAAAAUUACUAAUCAUUUUUUCAUGGUUGAUAGACUUGCCCAGGAAGUAAACAGAUGGUAAAAACACACAGGCUUGUUAUUCGAUAUAAUGUAUUCCUUUCACAGAACAAUAGAGAUUCAUUUGCAUUCUAGGAUGAACCAAUAUUGCAGAAUCCUCAUCUCAUAGCUGAGCAAGUGUCACUAUGACAUGAUUAUGUAUAUGA
Capsicum annuum is the source of this 1553-nucleotide messenger RNA. RefSeq names its product peroxisomal membrane protein PEX14-like. Bases 652 to 1035 code for a protein of 127 amino acids. Lineage: Eukaryota; Viridiplantae; Streptophyta; Magnoliopsida; Solanales; Solanaceae. Gene Ontology annotation, biological process: protein import into peroxisome matrix, docking. The record is from RefSeq and is a predicted model, not a curated record. Gene Ontology annotation, molecular function: signaling receptor binding. The transcript is spliced from 6 exons. Gene Ontology annotation, cellular component: peroxisomal membrane; peroxisomal importomer complex.